Tuber melanosporum (Perigord truffle) is the source of this 967-nucleotide messenger RNA. RefSeq lists its product as uncharacterized. Lineage: Eukaryota; Fungi; Ascomycota; Pezizomycetes; Pezizales; Tuberaceae. Bases 83 to 766 code for a protein of 227 amino acids. The record is from RefSeq and is a predicted model, not a curated record. Gene Ontology annotation, cellular component: endomembrane system; membrane. The transcript has 8 exons.
CCUGCCUGCUCAGUACGAGUCCUUCCCCCCUUUUUGGCCACCACAUCACCUCAGGAGCCACCCUAAUCGCUUUGAUAUCGCAAUGGCCGGCCGGUCCUCUCAGCGAAUCCACUCUCCUAGUAGAGGAAUUUCAAUGCUUGUUCACGCAUGUUUAAUUAGCUUUUCCAAUUCUUUUGAUUUCCUUCUCAAAAAUCCAAACGAAAUAAGUAAAGGAUAUGGCUGGCACUUCCAGUUUCUUACCAUUAUCGCCCUAGCCCUCGCAACAAUAACCUUUCUAGUAGGGUUUCUAGCAGACCUCUUCCUCUGGCAGAAUGCCUUCAUCGUCAAGAAUUGGCUUGCGGUUGGAAGCGCUCCGCUGGAGGUGUUGAUUAGUAUAUUGUAUUGGGGCAUCAGCGCUAUCGAUAGAGACCUAGUUGUACCACCUGAAAUGCUGCUUGACCCUUUUGUCGACAUGGGCUUUCACCUCUUCCCCGCACUGCUUCUACUCAUCGACGUUCUGCUCCUCUCACCGCCAUGGGCGUUUACUUUUCUGCCCGCAUUGUUGAUCCCCUCGGGGAUUGCUACCGGGUAUUGGGUCUGGCUGGAGCAUUGCUUCUCUGUUAACCAGAAUUACCCAUACCCGUUGUUAAAUGUUAUUGAGCCCAAGGGAAGGAUCGCAGUGUUUGUUGGCAGUGCGGUUAUGAUGAUGGUUUGUGCUUUGGGAAUCGGGUGGGGAUACGGGAGGGUUAAUGGGGUUGCUAAGGAGGUGGAGAAGAAGGGGGCGUAGGUCUAGUGGAGCGGGUGGGUGUACUUGGCGCUGAGUGAGGAAUUAUGGAGGCGAUAUAUGGGCUGUGUAUACGGAACGGCAGGGACAGAUGCGACAUCGGUGGUGGUGCAGAUGAGUAGUUAUGAAUAAAAUGAUAGAUGGAGGGGCAAAAAAAAAAGGAUCCGAUUUGAAUGCUAGAAAUACAAACAUAACUUUUGGUCU